ACCCUCAGGAGCCAUUAAGGUGGUGCAACAGCAGCUCUACUGGUACGCAUGUUAAUGCCUCAGCGGGAUAUUGGACAACAAACUGCCUCUGUGUGGCUUAUUUGGCUCCUGCUUUCUGUCAUUUUUCAAACGUCUGUUGGUAAACAUGAAGCUGCUCACGCACAACAUGUUGACGUCGCACGUGAAGGGAGUAACCAAGGGAUACCCGCUGCUCAUCAAGGCCACUGAGGUGAAGGUCAAUGAGGUGGAGUUCAACCCUAAGUUUGUCUGCCGGAUGAUCCCCAAACUGGAGUGGAGCACUCUGGUCCAGGCUGCAGACCAGCUGGGUCAUCGAGAGGAGCUGCCAGGUGAGCUGGUACCAGACUACGAGAAAAACGGAGACUUCCUGAAGAAAGUUCACCGAGUACUGCUGGAGGUGGAGGUGAUAGAGGGAUGUCUGCAGUGUCCUGAAUCGGGUCGAGAGUUCCCGAUCUCCAAAGGAAUCCCCAACAUGCUGUUGAACGAAGACGAGGCGUAGACGAGGCCUCUCUGCGACAAUCUCGAUCCAAACCUUUACCCAGACGGGACUGUUCUGUUAUUCAGAGAGGAGCUGGACUCUGGUUUGAGUUGGCUCUGUGAGAGAAAAGGCCGCAUCCUUCGGUUGUUGUAGUUAUGACAUUUUAAACGGCUCCUGCUGCAAGCAGAUGGAAAAGAUUAGAAGAAUAAUGGAUGGAAACGUUCCCUGAGAGUAACCCCCAGUGGUUUGAUCUGUAUUUAUUUUUGUAACUGUUGCAGCUUUUUCUCUCUCAAUAAACUGCUUCCUGACAGCUAAAAUCA
This is a messenger RNA of Girardinichthys multiradiatus, 816 nucleotides long. RefSeq names its product tRNA methyltransferase activator subunit 11-2 (gene trmt112). The coding region runs from base 146 to 517 and encodes 123 amino acids. The record is from RefSeq and is a predicted model, not a curated record. NCBI's taxonomy places the organism in Eukaryota, Metazoa, Chordata, Actinopteri, Cyprinodontiformes, Goodeidae. Gene Ontology annotation, biological process: peptidyl-glutamine methylation; rRNA (guanine-N7)-methylation; tRNA methylation. Gene Ontology annotation, molecular function: protein heterodimerization activity. The transcript has 4 exons.